GUGAUCGCCGCUCGCGCGGAUGUCGUGGCAAAGAGUCACGACUCGAAUGCUGCUCUAUAUACUAGAGAUUCUCUAGCCAAGGCCGUCUACGAUCGUCUGUUUAGCUGGAUUGUGCAGAAAAUCAACAGAUCAAUCCGCGUCGAAAAGAAGUCUAUGUACGAAAGUGGUACCGUAAUCGGCGUUCUGGACAUCUAUGGAUUUGAGAUUUUUGGCACGAACAGUUUCGAGCAGCUUUGUAUUAAUUAUUGUAACGAGAAACUGCAGCAGUUAUUUAUCGAGUUGGUCUUAAAACAGGAACAGGAAGAGUACGAACGAGAAGGAAUUCAGUGGUCCAAGAUUGAUUACUUCAACAAUAAGAUCAUUUGUGACCUAGUGGAGGAACCAAAACAUGGAAUUCUAGCGGUACUAGAUGAUGCUUGCGCUAAUGUUGGAAAAGUCACUGAUCAGAUCUACCUGGAAGAGCUGAACAAAAAAUUAGGCUCACACAGGCACUUUACCAGCCGAGGUCUUAAACAAACCGAUAAAUCCAUGAAAUACGAUGAAUUCAAGAUCACGCACUAUGCCGGAGAUGUCACGUACUCAGUGAACGGUUUCAUGGAUAAGAACAAAGACACAUUGUUCCAGGAUCUAAAGCGGUUGAUGUACAAUAGGUAA
Messenger RNA from Cylicostephanus goldi, 654 nucleotides. The record is from the annotation of a GenBank genome assembly. NCBI's taxonomy places the organism in Eukaryota, Metazoa, Nematoda, Chromadorea, Rhabditida, Strongylidae.